AUGGCAACCGAACCCGUGGGUUUGAAUGAGCCAGACUCCCUGGAGUUGGAGGAAGGCUCUAAUGAGAGUAUUGACACCUCCCACCUGUGCUUGAUUGGAAAGAUUUUAGCCCCUAAACCCCUCAAUACGCAAGCGGUUCAACGUAUUCUUUCAGGGGCCUGGAAAACGUGUGCUUCUGUUAACAUUUCAGCGUGGCCUGAUAAUGUCUUCCUUUUCAGUUUUGGGAAUCUGGAUGACCGAGCGCUGAUUCUGCAGCAAACUCCUUGGUCGAUUAUGGGCAAUCUAUUGGUACUCCAGCCUCUGCAAGUUGGCAAAACAAUAUCGGAAAUGGACUUCUCCUUAUGCCCCUUUUGGGUCCAGGUUCACGACUUACCGAUGGAGAAAAUGACCCGAAAGAAUGGGCAAAUCAUUGCUGUGAAGAUUGGUAACCUAAUUGGAGUAGAGGCCCCAUCAGACGGGCUACUGUUAGCUCGAAGUUUUCUAAGGCUUAGAGUAGAGAUCAAUGUAACAGCUCCUCUCCCUAAAGGGUUCAUGUUGAAACGACAAACUGCCCACUCGUCGAAGCUUAAAGACACAUGGGUGGAAUUUAAAUAUGAGAGACUUUCAGAUUUUUGCUAUGAUUGUGGACGCAUUGGCCACAAGAAACCUGCAUGUAAAUUUGUCUCGCGAGAGGAAGGUCGGACUUCUGGUUAUGGUCCUGGGCUGAGAACUAGAGUAGCCAAGAAUCUGGGAUUAUCUGUGGCUUACUAUCAAGACUAG
Messenger RNA from Camellia sinensis, 759 nucleotides. NCBI's taxonomy places the organism in Eukaryota, Viridiplantae, Streptophyta, Magnoliopsida, Ericales, Theaceae. The record is from RefSeq and is a predicted model, not a curated record.